UAAAAUCUUAAUUUUUAUAAUUAUAUAAUUUUAAAAAAAAUUAAUAACGCUAAUUUUUUUUAAAUGAUAGAUUUCCGAUUGGGCUGUUAAAGAAUAUUCGUCAAUGACAGGUUAUCCCUUUUCCCUACGAACUAUUUUGAGAUCGGCAUGUUUGAUUUUGAUUUACCGCCAGUUUUUGGCGACAUCUAUGGAUUCCCAGAAUUCUCAAACCAAGCUGGCCCUCUCCAACAACCAAUUCACCUUCGACACUUUGAGACAGGUAGCGACCAGCUCAACGAAGGGCUUAAAAAAUGGUGUCAAUAUUAUUCUGUCUCCCUUUAACGUGGCCCAGGUACUUUCUAUGAUAAUGAUAGGAGCUAAGGGUGAAACGUUCCGCCAAUUAUCGGACACCCUGCAUUAUUCUUCGAACUUUCAACCCAUUCCGACUCCCCAGAAUCAGGAAGGUUUGCACAAAGCUAUCGCAAAUGCUGCAAAACUUCAUUUGGGCGCCAAAAACCGAAAAAGAAACUUCACCCUAGAAACCGGUUACGGAAUUUACCCCGACAAAACGUUUCUUCUCAACCCGAUCUUCGAAAAAAAUGUGAAACGUUUUUACAGGGCUACUAUCCGAAAUUUGAAUUUCAAGAGCCAGCCGAAACUGGCAGAAAAAAUUAUAAACCAAGAUGUUUCGAACGCCACCAACGGGAAAAUCAAAAAUCUACUACCCCCUAAUAGUCUCGACGCGUUCACUCGCAUGGUUUUGAUAGGCACCAUUUAUUUCAAAGGAAACUGGAAGGAUAAAUUUGAUCCCAAGUUAACGAGAAAAAUAGAAUUUAAAAGCGACGAUGGACUGAGCCAGGAAGUUGACAUGAUGCAAGGUUCUAAGGACGGUCAUUACGGAGAUUUCGAUUUUUCUACACUAAUGGACUCCUCCAUAAAGCAUCCACAACCGGUGAAGGUAUUGAGAUUGGAUUACGUGGAUUCCAAUUUGGCCAUGUUUUUCGUGCUUCCAAAGCAGAAUGGAUUAGAUGGGCUUAUCCAAGAUCUCAACACGGCUAUACUGACAAAAUUGAUCGAAGGGCUAAGACACGAAAAAAAAAUUAGGGUGACGAUACCAAAAUUCAAGAUUGAUUACGGCAUCGAGAUGAAGGAGGUUUUGCAGAAACUAGGGAUGACCGAUAUAUUUGGUAACAAGGCCGAUCUGUCAGGGAUUUCCAGAGCUGAAUCGGGUUCUUCAGAGACUGAAAGACUGUAUUUGUCUGAAGUUUAUCAUAAGGCCUUUAUCGAAGUUAACGAAAUCGGAAGUGAAGCAGCCGCGGCCACCGGUGCUGUUAUAUCCUUGUUAUCUGUCAUGACUCCAACUGAGUUCAAAGCCGACCGACCAUUCUUGUAUUUUAUUAUGGAUCUUUCCAAUUCAAACAUUCUCUUUAUUGGAACUUACAGCAAACCACCUCAAACAAAUGCAUGAAUUUAUGAAUAAUAUUAUAUAACUUUUAUAACUUAUUUAUAUCUUAUGAUGAAUUUUUAUUUUGUUUACUUUGAUAAAUUCAAAGAUUAA
Molecule: messenger RNA, 1537 nt
Organism: Gordionus sp. m RMFG-2023
Lineage: Eukaryota; Metazoa; Nematomorpha; Gordioida; Chordodea; Parachordodidae
Product: leukocyte elastase inhibitor-like
Exons: 3
Coding region: 104-1447 (447 amino acids)
Molecular function (GO): serine-type endopeptidase inhibitor activity
Source: RefSeq, a predicted model, not a curated record